CUCCUCUAUGCACCAUCAAGCUAAGCUGCCUUCAAUGGCUACCUUCACUUUAGCUCCAGCUCUUCACCGCUCCCCCUCCAUCUCUACCCUUCAAUUUCACAAAAACUACAGGCGCGCUGCCGUCUCUUUCCAUGCUUCCAUGUCUAUGAGCGCUUCCCCGACUCCAUCUCAAGAGUCAUCUCCGCCCACCAAAACCGCCACUGUUUUAUCUUCAACAAACUCUCCUUCCAAAGCACCAGAUGAAGGUUUAAACUUCGCACUGGCCAACCCUAAUGGCAAUCCGGUUGUUCGAUUCGUCAAGUCCACAGAAUCAACCAUCGAAAGGGUAAUAUUUGAUUUUCGCUUCUUGGCGCUGUUAGCUAUUGGGGGUUCGUUAGCAGGUUCCUUGCUCUGCUUCCUUAAUGGUUGUGUUUAUAUUUUUGAGGCCUACAAAGUUUAUUGGAGUAGCUGUGUUAAAGGAGUUCACACAGGGCAAAUGGUUCUUCGUCUAGUUGAAGCCAUUGAUGUUUAUCUUGCUGGGACUGUAAUGUUAAUAUUUGGGAUGGGCUUGUAUGGAUUAUUCAUCAGUAACGUGUCUCCUGAUGUGCAUCCCACCGUUGAUCGUGCCUUAAAGCAGUCUUCCUUGUUUGGGAUGUUUGCAUUGAAGGAGAGACCGAAAUGGAUGAAGAUAAGCUCCCUUGAUGAAUUAAAGACUAAAGUAGGACAUGUUAUUGUCAUGAUCCUUCUUGUGAAGAUGUUCGAAAGGAGUAAGAUGGUCAACAUAGCCACUGGUUUGGAUCUGCUGAGCUAUUCUGUAUGUAUUUUCUUGUCUUCUGCUUCCUUGUAUAUACUUCACAAUCUGCACAAGUCAGAAUAAAUAGUUGGCCAAAUCGAAGCAGCUUCCAGCAAUGUAUAAUUUACACUACAUUCUGCAGUCCUGAGUAAUGUAACACUUUAAAGCAUUGUUGACUGUUGUAUUCAAGCAAAUGACCAAAUGCCAUAUUUAUCAUCUCUUUUCUUC
Ipomoea triloba (trilobed morning glory) is the source of this 1000-nucleotide messenger RNA. RefSeq lists its product as uncharacterized. The record is from RefSeq and is a predicted model, not a curated record. The transcript is spliced from 5 exons. Bases 8 to 856 code for a protein of 282 amino acids. Lineage: Eukaryota; Viridiplantae; Streptophyta; Magnoliopsida; Solanales; Convolvulaceae.